AUGCUACCAUCCACACUAAAACUUCUUGCCAGUCUGUUGGCAGUCGCCGGGGCCACUCGGCCGUCGUUGGGCCCUGAAAAGGCCGCGGUGGAGCUUUCAGCAACACCUGCAACGCAACCUACUUUGGUUGGGUAUUGGCACAACUUCCACAGCUCCGUGACCGGCGCCACGUUUCCACUUGGACAAGUGAUAACCACCGAGUGGGAUGUCGUCAACGUCGCAUACGCCACGCAUUACGCCCACGGCAUGGUCGGGUUCGUCUUGGACCCUGCGGCGGGAUCCAUCGAUGGCUUCAUCAACGACAUUGCAACGUUGAAGGCCGCCGGAAAAACAGUUGUGCUGUCCGUUGGUGGCCCCAAUGGAACGAUGGCGCUGGCCAGCAAGACGGAAGUUGGCACGUUCGUGUCGUCCAUUGCGGACUUGGUGGCCAUCUAUGGCUUUGACGGCAUUGACUUGAGCAUCGAAAAGGGGUUGGCUGGCUCGGGCGCGGUGUCAAACCUCGUUGCCGCCGUCAAGCAAUUGAAGAGGAAACUUGGCGCAUCGUUUUACGUCAGCCUGGCCCCGUACUACCCGUUGGUGCAAAGUGGCGGUGGCCCAGCUUCCGUUCGAAACGGUCGUGGCGGUGGGAGCGCCAAGGCCAAGAUGACAGCAGUGGCAUCAUCAUCUGCACAGUGUUUGACCCUCUUGGAUGGCCUGCGCGACGAACUCGACCUUGUCCACGUCCGAUACUUUGGCAGCAAUAGUGGCCUUGUCUUACCGGAUGACCAAGUGGUGACAGAAGGCACGGUGGACAUUUGGUCGGUGGAAGCGGCGACGCAGUUUCAACCGCUGCCGCCGCAUCAAGUGGGGUUUGGGGUGUCUCUCGGAGGUGGUUUUAACCACCCCGACUCGACAACCGUGCAACGGGCGUUGACUUGCCUGGUCCAAGGAAGCGGUUGUGGUACCAUCACACCCAAGACGACGUACGCUGACUUUGGAGGCAUCAUGGGGUGGUCCGUCAACCUCGACAAGUUUGGUGGCUACUCGUUUUCCAAAGCUGUUCGAACGACGCUCGACGACUUGACGACACCCUCCAACGACGCCGACGAAAACGACGAGGUGACCGAGGACCCUAAGUUUGACGACAGUGCAGCGGACUGGAUCGAAGCCAACUCCGCGGCUCAAAGCGGUGCAAUCCGAGCAGCGUUGCCAUUUUUGAAGCCCAUCCCGUCCAAGUAUACCGAGGGCCAUGGGCCGGGCAACGCCGACGGCAUUUCUGACUCGGGCAAGGAUAAGCUGGUCAGUCAAUGGGGCGAUAAGGGCCGGCUGGAAUGA
Molecule: messenger RNA, 1314 nt
Organism: Aphanomyces astaci
Lineage: Eukaryota; Oomycota; Saprolegniomycetes; Saprolegniales; Verrucalvaceae
Exons: 2
Coding region: 1-1314 (437 amino acids)
Biological process (GO): carbohydrate metabolic process
Molecular function (GO): chitin binding
Source: RefSeq, a predicted model, not a curated record